Messenger RNA from Pyricularia oryzae 70-15, 1240 nucleotides. RefSeq lists its product as uncharacterized. The transcript is spliced from 4 exons. The record is from RefSeq and is a predicted model, not a curated record. Lineage: Eukaryota; Fungi; Ascomycota; Sordariomycetes; Magnaporthales; Pyriculariaceae. Bases 123 to 980 code for a protein of 285 amino acids. Gene Ontology annotation, biological process: (1->6)-beta-D-glucan biosynthetic process; fungal-type cell wall biogenesis. Gene Ontology annotation, cellular component: endoplasmic reticulum membrane.
UGACGCCGCACCCAGCAGCAAGAGCUAGGAUCCUGUCAACGCCGACAUAUCGCCCGGCCCAGCAUCCGACAUAGGGAACCCAUCCAAGACCUCACCAACAACCGCCGCAUGCUAUCAACAUCAUGCGUCUCUCAAUAGGUGCCAGCUUUCUGGCGUUCGCGUUGGCGCACGCCUUUUCCGACUCUUCUCCUUUUGUCUUCCUUUCCACCGUCCAAAUAACAAGGCCCUCGACUGCGUCAAACGCCCAGCUGCAGAGCAGCUCUCAGGUCCUCUCGACGGCAAAGUUGAUGCUAGAGUCUUGCCCUACCGAACAAUACCUGCUCAUCUCCCAGCCGAACGCGCACGCGUCGGACCUGCGCUGCGCCGCGGACCACCCAGGCUGCCGCAAAGCCCCGAACCUCGUCCGCCAUGCUUCCUCUGAUUCGCCCCUCUCGGUUGCCGAGGUUUUUGGAAGCCUUUCGUUUAGUGAUUUCGCCGACCACAUCAAGGCUUCGUGUAUGCAGGUUGGAAAGACGGCUCAUGUCGUUGAGCAUACCCUGAAGGAGCUGCCAACAUCCAAUGAACCCGCUGAAAGAGCGGCUGCUCUGGAGGAGAAUGACCAGGAGCUUGGUAACAUCCUCGACACAGCUCACGAUGAGGGAGACUACACAGCCAUCUACUUCUCAAAUCCCAACGACUUCAAGCCAUACGAGUCCGGUUUUGAUGACUCGAUUCACAUGGAGCUGAAGCGCCAGCUCGUCGACACCCCGUUGGUCAAGCCCAGGGUAGCAGGCAAGUUCUCGGACAACUCGACCGGCCACCACGACGGUCUCUUCCACAGAUACCAGUUCUUUACUCCCGGCAUCUUCAUGGGUUUGCUUGCAAUGUUUUUGAUGAUGGCCAUUCUGUACGUUGGGCUCCAAGCGCUCGGCAGUCUCCAGGUUCCUUACGGAGCUUUCGAGAAGGAGAUGGGCCCUGCCGCGCAGAGGAAGAACCAAUAAGUUUGACGGCGAACGCAAGCAGACUGUUUUUUUAUUCAUUAUCUCUUUGGAUGGGAGCGGAGAAACUGCAUCUCUUCACUGGGAAUAUCGUGUAAAUCCAACAAGGCUGGGGAGUACCGGCGUGUAAUUCAACGCAUUGAUAUUGGACCUUGCCAUUAGGUCUGAUGAUGGGAAUAGCUUAACAAAUUUCAGGGUAUCGUUGAUUUUUUUCUCUUGGAUAAAUGUCGUUUUCCUCCAGCCCAGUUCCCGGUCUGAUCAUG